AUGGCAGGACUGACGCUCGGCAAAGGCGCGUGGGACUGCGACAACAACGUCGAGAUACCCCCUGACAAGGAGCAAAUAGUCUUCGAGGAGGUCGCCACGAGAGAGUUCUUGGCUUUCGGGGUGCUCCCCACGGUCCCGCGACGUAAAGACAACGACCACCUCGCCUUCUUCUGCGACGGUUGUAGGUACAGAAUCAAGGCCAGCGUGCACGACGACACCGUGCGGGACAUCAGGCGGAGGCUCUGGGAGGGCGGACUCGGCCGAGGCGGUGCGAUGCAGACUGGCAAGAGAGACAUCAUCGAGCGUUGGGAGGACGUCAUGCUGAGCUACAAGUUCAAGAUGAUGGUGGACGAUGACGCGAACCUCGCGGAGUACGGCGUGCCCCCUGGGUGCAAGUGUCUCAUCGCUGUCGAUAAGAACAAGCUCGGAAAGCCACCGCCGUUCAAGAGCGAUUAUUGGGCGUGA
Messenger RNA from Micromonas commoda, 465 nucleotides. RefSeq lists its product with no specific name. The record is from RefSeq and is a predicted model, not a curated record. The transcript has a single exon. Bases 1 to 465 code for a protein of 154 amino acids. Lineage: Eukaryota; Viridiplantae; Chlorophyta; Mamiellophyceae; Mamiellales; Mamiellaceae.